AUGGCUCGCGGCCAGAGUGUGAAAAGGAGGCGUCUCAGCCCUCCCGCCGAUGGAGGGGCUCCUGAGUCUCAAAGCAAUGCCGAGUUGUACAGUGGCCCCGGCGAGUGGGACGCCGAACAAGACUACGAGCGUCGCCCGCGCAAAACGAACAAGAAAGACAACGAGCGCACCCGAUUACCCAUUAAGACUUCGGAGGGAUUCGUUCACGCAGUCAAUGAGCCGGAGGAUGCGGCGGAGGAAACCGACAGCUUCUUGGGUACCGACGAUGACGAGAUGGAGGAUGGUUCCGGAGAGGACGAUGAUAGCGAGGAAGCAGAGGCAGAGAAAAAGCCCAAGAUUCCCGUGAAGGUCCAAAUAAUGCAAGCGAAGGAGGACCUGGCUCGCAUCGCUACUCUAAUCAAUGAGGACCCCGAGGAGCACAUUGCGCUGUUCAAGACAAUGGCCGACAUGGUGGAGAAACCCGAUGCGCCUGUCACGGUCAAAAAGCUGGCCCUGGCAUCGCAGGCCGCCGUCUUCAAGGAUGUCAUCCCAGGCUAUCGGAUUCGUCCCCUCACCGAGGAAGACAUGGCAGGCAAGCAUUCGAAGGAAGUACGCAAGCUGCGAAAUUUUGAGCAAGGUCUGGUUUCUGGAUACAAGAACUACGUCCAGAGGCUAGCAACCCUAAUCAAGCCCGGCCGGUUUAAUCCGCCGACCGACCCUGGUUUGAAGAGCCUUGCCAUCAACUGUGCUUGCAGCAUGCUUCAAGCUGUCCCACACUUCAACUUCCGCAGCGAGUUGAUCAAGAUUCUUGUCAAUCGUCUUGCGAGGAAGCAGGUGGAUGAUGAUUUCAUCAAGUGUCGGGAAACCAUGGAAGAGAUCUUUGCCAAGGACAAUGAUGGAAUUGUUUCUCUGGAAGCGACCCGCCUUCUGUCCAAGAUGAUGAAGGCACGCGAGUUCAAUGUCCACGAGAGUGUUUUGGAUACUUUCCUCCAUCUACGUCUCCUCGGAGAGUUCCAUAAGAAGGCGUCGCAUCACCGGGUGGACCGAGAUGAGCCCGAGGAAGAUACUCCUCACGGCAAGAAGCAGAAGCAGAAGCGCGAGUUCCGCACAAAGCGAGAGCGCAAGGUGAUGAAGGAACGCAAGGUUGUCGAAAAGGAUAUGAAGGUUGCAGACGCACUGGUCUCCCAUGAAGAAAGAGACAAGAACCAGGCCGAGACUCUGAAGCUUGUGUUUGGUCUCUACUUCCGCAUCCUGAAGCAGCGAAUUCCCAACCUGAUGGGCCCUGUGCUUGAGGGUUUGGCGAAGUAUGCCCAUCUCAUUAACCAGGACUUCUUUGGUGAUCUCCUGGAGGCCAUGAAGGACCUUAUCGGCCACGCAGAGCGCGAUGAACUUGAUCAAGCCGGCGAAGACGCCUCUGAUGAUGAGGAAGAACCGGAACACAACAUCGUAUCCGAAGCCACAAAACGGGACGCCCGCCGUGAGACGCUCCUUUGCACGGUUACUGCAUUUGCCCUGCUCGAAGGACAGGAUGCUGCCAAAGCCGCUACAACCCUCCACCUGGAUCUGAGUUUCUUCAUCAAGCACCUCUACCGGUCCCUCUACGCCCUCUCCAUCAACCCCGACGUCGAGUUCAACCCCAGCACCUCCCUGCGGCUCCCCGACCCGAGUCCCCGUGAGGACUACGCCCAAUCUGCGACCCGUUUCAGAGCAAAGAACAAGGUGAACUUCCAGACCCCUAUGGUUCUGCUCCUCCGCUGCCUCCAGUCGGCUCUGCUCUCCCGUGCGCACGGCAACCCGCCACCGGUCCGACUGGCCACUUUCGCCAAGCGCCUCAUGACAACCUCCCUCCAGCUACCCGAGAAAUCGGCUCUCGCGACAUUGUCGCUGAUGAGCCAGGUAUCCAAGCACCACGCCCGCCGCAUCUCGCCGCUGUGGCACUCAGACGAGCGGAAGGGAGACGGUGUAUUCAAUGCGUAUGCGACUGAUGUCGAGGCUACGAAUGUUUAUGCGGGCUCGGUCUGGGAAGGUGAGCUGUUGCGUCAUCACUACUGCCCCCAGGUGCGGGACACCGUGCUUGAUAUCGAGAAGUUGGUGACCGGCAACGGCACGAAAUGA
Messenger RNA from Penicillium canariense, 2094 nucleotides. RefSeq names its product nuclear export protein Noc3. The record is from RefSeq and is a predicted model, not a curated record. The coding region runs from base 1 to 2094 and encodes 697 amino acids. NCBI's taxonomy places the organism in Eukaryota, Fungi, Ascomycota, Eurotiomycetes, Eurotiales, Aspergillaceae. Gene Ontology annotation, biological process: DNA replication initiation. Gene Ontology annotation, molecular function: chromatin binding. The transcript has a single exon. Gene Ontology annotation, cellular component: nucleolus.